Notodromas monacha is the source of this 369-nucleotide messenger RNA. The record is from the annotation of a GenBank genome assembly. NCBI's taxonomy places the organism in Eukaryota, Metazoa, Arthropoda, Ostracoda, Podocopida, Cyprididae.
GUUCGAGCCAACGGAGACCUCGUCAUUGCAAAUCUCAAUUUUGAAGACAUGGGAGAAUACACGUGUCGUGUGGAAAAUGAUGCCGGAUUCGAUGAAGUCACAACCUUCGUCUAUCCGUUCGCGAUGUUUCGGGUUAUAGGGGUUCGCUCGGAAAUUGACAGAAUGGUUUCCGAUGAGAUCGAUACCAGGCUUGCCUUGAAUCAUUCUGCCGGCUGUGGGCCGUGGAGCAAUGUGGAAUGUGCAGCUUCCGAGUUUCGAAUUACUGGAGCGGGGCCGUGGGACUCGAGAGUCUUGUGGGGAAAUGAGGUCGAUGACGGAACAAUGCAAUCGGCGACGGGGUUCAUUAACGAGGAAAGCUGCCAAGUGUGA